This is a messenger RNA of Pollicipes pollicipes, 1031 nucleotides long. RefSeq names its product coiled-coil domain-containing protein 43. Bases 89 to 703 code for a protein of 204 amino acids. The record is from RefSeq and is a predicted model, not a curated record. The transcript is spliced from 5 exons. Lineage: Eukaryota; Metazoa; Arthropoda; Thecostraca; Pollicipedomorpha; Pollicipedidae.
GAGCUUCUGAGCUGGUGCGGUCGCGCUUGGUUGGGAGGAGCGUCGUCGAUGGUGGACUGAAAACAUCUGCCAAUUACCGGUGACAGCCAUGGAGGAUUUUCACUCGUGGCUGGGCGCUAAGCUACUGACACUUGAAUCUGAUGAUAGUGUAAUCACAGAUUAUAUCGAGGGAAUACUCACGGGAGACGAAUCUCAGGCAGAAAAGCAAGAAGCUUUGGAGGGUAUACUGUCCGGCAUAAUGGAAUCAGGAGUGGAAGAUCUCUGCCAGGAGAUAUUCACCAAAUGGAACCAAUUCCACUCCAAGAGUGAAGAGAAUGGAGUAGAGGCUAGACCAAAGAUCGAAUUUGAGGACCAGCUUUCAAAAAUCAUGGAACAGCAAAACAUAUCAGCAACUGUCCUGGAGAAACCUAAAGCAUCAAAUGCUGACAAGAAGGUUAAAGAAGCUAUAUUGCAACAAUAUGCAGAGAUAUCCGACCACGAGGACGAGGAGGAGGCUGGAGCUGAGGAGAAGACAGACGUCGCAAAAAACAGCAACCGCGAUGAUGUAACCAAGGAGGAGCAAGAACGCCGCGAGAGAAUGAAAGCCGAGUCAGCCGCCAAGCGUGAAAAAGAUAAACUGGACAGGGAGAAACAGAAGCAACAACAAAACGAACGAAAGGACAAGGAGAAAAAGCGGACCGCAAAAACCGAGAAGCGAAGAUAGCACGGACCCCGGUGCAUGAAACUAGGUGUCGUGAUAUACUGAUUUUCGGGGCUGCAUGCUUCGAUAAGCGCCUUGUGUUCGCCUGGCUGAAUAUGUUGUGAACCUGCUAACGACUGACCUCUGUUGGAGCGAAUUUUCCCGAGGCCGAGAGGAGGGGUGCGCCGCCAGACGCUCGGACCGUCGGGUGGUCAGCGCUGAUGGAACGCUUCGCGCCAUUUGCGCUUUAAGCGGAGAUUGUAAGCCGCUUUCCGUUGCGUCUGUAUUUUCCCCUCUAUAACGGUGUUAUUGGAGACAUCUUGAAAUGAACUGCAAUGUGUAACACAUGGAA